AAGAGGAUUUGGCGGCGGCACCAGCUCGGAGCAGCGUUCCAUGGCUGCUACCGGGGAGGGCACUCCGCUCCAUCUGCGCUAAUGCAGUUCGAGCUGCGAAAACGCGGUCAUGGCGGCGCCAUGGAUCUGAAGCCUGGAUCCAAAUCCAGUUCUUUCCCGGAUCGAAUUGGCGCGGGGCGGGAAGGAUCUAUAACUAGUCCACCUGCUCUAAGUUUGUUCAUCCACCCAUCCACCAUGGAAGCUCCAGAUCGGGAUUGGUCCGAGCUACCAAUCGACAUAUUGUGCGACGUGCUCAAGUUGCUCGAGUGCCCGGACCUCCUCAGAUCCGCCGCCGUCUGCUCAAUCUGGUACAAGGCGUACUCCACGCAACGCUCCAUCAGUGCUUGCCCUGGACACCAAACACCAUGUCUGCUCUAUUGCACCGAGGCCGCCGGCGGGCUAAAAGCUCUUGGCAUGUACAGCCUCUCCGAGCAAAAGGCCUAUACCAUGCCGUUCCCUGAACAUCCCAUCAAGAACUGGUUCGGCUCAUCCCACGGAUGGCUAGUCACUAUGGAUGACAAGUCUGACCUGAUGCUGCUCAACCCAAUUACCGGCAACACUAAUGUACUCCCUCCAGUGACAACCAUGGAGCAUGUUAAACCUAUCCUAAACGGGGGCGAGGUUCUUGAAAAGUAUGAGGUGUUUUACUAUGAUGGAGAGCUUCCUAGGGUCGUGGACGAGGACACCAGUAUAUUUUCUUUGGAGGAGUAUGGUCAUAUGGUCUACCUAAAGGCAACUUUAUCGUGUGAUCCAUCGGUAGGUGCAUGCAUCGUCAUGCUCAUCCACCAGCCGUACGGGCAGCUCUCGUUUGUCAAGGUAGGAGACACUCGCUGGAAUUGGCUCAACAUGGGUAUUAACUAUACAGAUUGUAUAUACCACGACGGAUGGUUCUAUGCAGUUACUCAUGGAGGCGCAAUUGAUGCAUACAAUUUAAAUGGACCGUCUGUCAUCCAAAAAAGAUUUUUACGCAGAAUAAUUCGGACGGUUUCAAAAUGUCACAUUGUUCAGGCAGAAUGGGGAGAUGUCCUCCAAAUCAUUAGGAAGGAGAUUCUCGAUCCUGAACGACCGGACAGUCAUACAUGGAUCCCUGAAAUCAAAGUGUACAGGGUUGAUUUUGAUAAGGAGAAGUGUGUCAGCAUAACAGAUAUAGGGGACUAUGUGUUGUUCAUUGGGAGCAGCACAACGUCUUGUUUAAGCGUGAAGGACUAUCCAGACUUGAUGCCAAACCAUGUCUAUUUCACUGAUGAUGACGACGGAGCACACAUACUUGAGAAAGACUACCCUCCCAAGGUUGGGAUUUACAACAUUAAAAAUAAUACCACGGUGAAUGUGGUUCAUCCUGAACUUUGGAUGAAUUGGUUGCCCCCCAUAUGGUUGACGCCGAGUCUUGAGAAAACGGGAUCUCAAGAUAAUAACGGCGGGGGCGGUAAUUCCAUUGCGGUCAUCAAUAACCAGUUGGAAACAACAGAAUUGGCAUCAAUAAAUUGAGCUGUAGGCUAGCUGUAGCAGUAACUCAUUCUCAUGUGAAUUCCAUGAGAAUUUGAGAAGGCAUGCAUAUUGUUUCAAUGUAACACCUCCACAUUUUGUUUGCUAACACCUCCACAUUUUGUUUGCUGCACUUAUGCUUUUGUCCAUUGAAUAAUAAUGCGAUAUCAUGCGAGGCCGG
Molecule: messenger RNA, 1705 nt
Organism: Triticum aestivum (bread wheat)
Lineage: Eukaryota; Viridiplantae; Streptophyta; Magnoliopsida; Poales; Poaceae
Product: probable F-box protein At4g22060
Exons: 3
Coding region: 82-1527 (481 amino acids)
Molecular function (GO): protein binding
Source: RefSeq, a predicted model, not a curated record